This is a messenger RNA of Alexandromys fortis (reed vole), 1405 nucleotides long. RefSeq names its product chromosome unknown C12orf75 homolog (gene CUNH12orf75). NCBI's taxonomy places the organism in Eukaryota, Metazoa, Chordata, Mammalia, Rodentia, Cricetidae. Bases 702 to 1010 code for a protein of 102 amino acids. The record is from RefSeq and is a predicted model, not a curated record. The transcript has 6 exons.
GGGAAACACUGUAAAAUGAGAUUAUUAUAUUGCGGUAAAAAGUUAUUAGUAUGUUGAAAAGAUGGCUUUGGUGAAUAUUUUUUUUCUACAAGAAAAUGACAGAUCUACUUUUGUCUCAACAGGCCUGAAAUUACCAUUAUAAACUUAAUUUUAAUUUUUUUUUUUUGUGACAGUCUCACUAUGUAGUUCUGGCUCACUUGGAACUUGAAACUCGCUAUGUAGAUUGGGCUAGCCUCAAAUAAACCCUUUUAUUCCCUAUGUAUUCAGGAAAAACCAGAUAAUUAUUUCUCUCUUCUCCCGGCUAUCUAGACCCUUGCCUUUCUUGGCUGCGGCCUGGCGAACUUGGCUAAUAUGACGGGCCGACACACAGCCAUGGGCUUGAGUACAUGUGAUUCUCUAUGCCACAUCAGUGGAGAAGCUGGAGGAUGUGGCCGCGUGGCCGUGAGGAAGGAAACACAUUGGAGCCUCUUCCUGGCUCAGGUUCCCCUGUGCCCUUGCCUUCAGCUCACCAUGCCCCCACCUCAGUGCAGAGCAGGAGAUGGGACUGGCAAGUGCAGCUAAGCUUCCUGACUAUUGAGGGGCUCACUGAGCAGGGAGGCUGAGUGAGCAAGGGCAAUUGCUGCACCAUGUACAUAGAAUACACAUAGAACACCCGCGCGACAGUGCUCGCCAGAGAGCUUCCUGGAGGAGCUGAGGUGUUGAUGCAGAUGGAGACCCUUUCGAGCCUUCAAAAGCUUUGCAUUUUAAGUCCCCCCCCCCAUUUUUCCCUUGCAGUGCUGUCUGUCCAACUCGGGAUUCUGGAACCCCCGAUCGCCUUGCCUUGGUUUCCACAGCCCAGUUCCAGAACUUUCCCACCACCCUCAGGUCCAACAGGAGCAGCUAAAGAUUCGACAGAAGACUCAAUAACGGACGAAGAGAAGAGGAGAAACUAUGGCGGAGUGUACGUUGGUCUGCCUUCUGAAGCUGCCAGUAUGGUGUCUAGUCAAGCAAAGACAGUACGGAAAAAUUAGAGGAAGAUAACAUGAUAUCUGGACAGUCAAGAGCCCGCACAUGAAUUUGGAAGGAAUUAGGCUCCGGGGACAUUGUAUCUUCAAACAAAUCCUGCAAGAUUGUCCCCUGCUGUGCCACCUCUCCCAGAUCCUUAGUGUGUAGUGAAAGCCUUGGGUACACACUGUGCGUUGUGGCCGCAGAAGGAAACUGGUAGACUUGGUGCUCACUGGGGGAACUCUGCGUCACCACCAGUGAGGGAGCCCUAAGGCUGUCGCCACCCAGCCUGGGCCACCAUUCCACCCAGUUCACAGAAGUCCUGUCUUUUCACUGAUACUCUUUUGAUAGUUUUUAUAUAACGCAAUCCUUACUGUAUUUAUAACCUGGUAUUAGAGUAUAAAGGAAUUACCUGAAGUAA